AGACAUCUGCUCGUGGAUGUUAAAACCCCGAGCACCUUUGGCAGGGACACUGAACUCUGAAAUCUGCAGCACCUGUAAGAGAGGAGCACUCUUUGGGAAAGAGCUGUCCAAGGAAAAGCAGCAGCUUCAACUUCUGUCCCAUUGGAGACAAGUGAAUCUGAAGUUAUAUAUUAUAUAAGACGUAGGUGAUGACAGCAGUUUAUCAUUAACCUGAACUCUGCAAGAAGUACAUAAGGAGAGAAAGAAGAAAAAAGCCAGAGAAGCAGCGAGGAUGGAAUCCAUCAUAAGGAUCAACAAUGCUGCAGACAUCUCUGUUAUUGUCCUCUACUUUUUGAUUGUUCUGGCGGUGGGACUAUGGGCUAUGUUCUCCACCAACCGAGGCACAGUGGGUGGGUUUUUCCUGGCUGGACGGAGCAUGGUUUGGUGGCCGAUUGGUGCUUCUCUGUUUGCCAGCAACAUUGGCAGUGGGCACUUUGUGGGAAUAGCAGGAACAGCAGCAGCUGGAGGAAUUGCCAUCGGAGGAUUUGAGUGGAAUGCUCUGAUAUUUGUGGUGAUUCUAGGAUGGAUCUUUGUACCCAUCUACAUCAAAGCUGGGGUGGUGACAAUGCCAGAGUACCUGAAGAAGCGUUUUGGUGGGAAACGGAUCCAGGUGUACCUGUCAGUGCUUUCCCUGAUGCUGUAUAUUUUCACAAAGAUCUCAGCUGACAUAUUCUCUGGAGCUGUAUUUAUCCAGCUGGCCAUAGGACUGAAUCUUUAUGUGGCUAUAAUUAUCCUGCUCUCUAUUACUGCUCUUUACACCAUCACAGGUGGCCUUGCAGCUGUGAUUUACACAGACACCUUACAAACGUUCAUCAUGGUAGUGGGAUCCUUUAUUCUCAUGGGAUUUGCAUUUACUGAAGUAGGAGGGUAUGAGGCUUUCAUGCAGAAGUACAUGGAAGCGAUUCCAUCCAACACCUCCUAUGGGAACACUGUGGUGGAUCCCGAGUGUUACACUCCCCGCAAGGACGCCUUUCACAUCUUCCGAGAUCCUGUCACCGGGGACCUGCCGUGGCCAGGGGUCGUCUUUGGCCUGAGCAUCAGUGCCAUGUGGUACUGGUGCACAGAUCAGGUUAUUGUCCAAAGAUGUCUCUCUGGCAAGAACAUGUCCCAUGUGAAGGCUGGCUGUAUCAUGUGUGGGUACCUCAAACUCUUGCCCAUGUUUAUCAUAGUGAUGCCUGGAAUGAUCAGCCGGAUUUUGUACACAGAUGUGGUGGCUUGUGUUGUGCCUGAAGUCUGUCAGCGCUACUGUGGCACCUCAGUGGGCUGCACAAACAUUGCUUACCCAAAAAUGGUUGUGGAGCUUAUGCCAAAUGGUCUGCGGGGUCUGAUGCUGUCAGUCAUGCUGGCCUCCCUUAUGAGCUCCCUGACAUCCAUUUUUAACAGUGCCAGUACUUUGUUCACGAUGGACAUUUACACCAAAAUUCGGACCCGGCCAUCUGAGAAGGAGCUGAUGCUGGCUGGCAGGGCAUUUAUGUUACUCUUAAUUGGCAUCAGCAUUGCCUGGGUUCCUGUGGUGCAGUCAGCUCAGAAUGGGCAGCUCUUUGAUUACAUUCAGUCUGUUACCAGCUACCUGGGACCUCCCAUUGCUGCUGUUUUCCUGCUUGCUAUCUUCUGCAAGCGUGUCAAUGAGCAGGGUGCCUUCUGGGGCCUAAUUGUUGGGCUGCUGGCUGGACUCAGCAGGAUGAUCUCAGAGUUUGCCUACGGAACCGGCAGUUGUGUGGCCCCUUCCAACUGCCCCUUCAUCAUCUGCGGCAUUCACUACCUUUACUUUGCAAUAAUCCUCUUUGGGGUUACUGCCAUCGUUAUCCUGGCAGUCUCCUUCAUGACCAAGCCCAUUCCUGAUGUACAUCUUUACCGCUUGUGCUGGUCCUUGCGGCACAGCAAAGAAGAACGGAUUGAUCUUGAUGCAGAUGAGGAGCAGGACAGAGCUGAUGAAAAAGAUGAUGAAUCAGUUAAUGAGGAAAACCAGGAGGACCCAGGAUGCUGUAGGAAAGCUUACAACUGGUUCUGUGGCUUGGACCAACAGAAGGGCCCCAAACUGAGCAAGGAGGAAGAAGAGGCAUUGAAGAAGAAACUGACGGACACCAGUGAAGUGCCACUGUGGAGAAACAUUGUGAAUAUCAACGGCAUCAUCCUCUUGACUGUGGCUGUGUUUUGCCAUGCCUACUUUGCAUAACCCCCUGAUCACAGUCCUGACACUGUACUGCAUUGUUCAACCAAAAAUGAUGGCUUGUAGAUUUACACAAUUAGGUACACGCUGUAUUUUCAUCAUCUACAUUUGUAAAACAUCAGAGUGAUUUACUCACUGAUUUUGUGAUUAUAAUUUCAACAAUUUAAAGAUGAAGGCCACUGGGAUUUCAAGAGAGAGAAUUUCUAUUUAGACAUUGAACCAAUCCAGGACUAACUGAGGUUGGGAAUUUCCAUCCAAUAUUCUCUCUGCUCAUGAUACAUUUCAAUAUUUUAGGUUCAGAACAAGGCUGCGUGAGCCAUAUUUCAUACUAUCUUUUAGGGUUGAUGAUGAUAUUUUGAUUUUCAACCCUUCCUCUGAUCAUUCCAUUUUCCUUUUUCUUUGGCUAUGAUAAUUUGAUUGCAAAAAACCCACAACCACUGAGGGACUGUAUUACAAACUCAAAUUAAAACAUUGCUUUUGUCCCUCCAAAUAUGGGAUAUCUUAAGUAAAGGAUUUAUAUAUAUAUCAAUGUAUUUGAUAUUAUAUAUAAAUUUCCAUUUUCAAUUUCCCCCACCUUUUUCUCACUUUCCAUUGGGUCGUGUUUCUCAGUUGUCAGUGGAACACUAACCCCUGAACUGAUCCCUUUUUGAAACUGGGGAACACCUGUCUUGAUGAUCCUAAAAAGAAUUUUGCUUACAGUAGAUUAUCUGUUUAAGGUUAACUUCCAAAGGUCCUCCUCUCUUGCUAUUUUAAUAUAUACCUAUACUUGAAUGUGAAGCUUUUUAUACAAAGUACAUAUAUUAUAUAUACACAGGCAAUACAUUAUGUAUAUGCACUAUAUAUAUUAUAUAUAUUUAAAAUACAUAUUUAUGUGUGUGUAUAUAUAUUUAUUUCUUACUGCUCAAUUCCCACCCUGGUGUGCCAAGGACCUCUUUACUGUGGGCUUGGAGUCACUGUACUGGCUCUGUCUAAGGACUGUGCUACAAACCAGCCCAUGGUGAAACAUCCACAGCACUGGAAUCCUGGGCUGCACUUUGCAAAUACAUCCAAGGGCUCUGUUCCACUUUUCUGCAAAGCUAUAAAUCCUUCCUCUGAAGAUUUCAUUGAGAAAUAGGAUUCCUGCUGCAUGGCAGCAUGAGCUAGCAGUUCAGGAAGGAGAAUAGCCACAGCUGUGGGAUAUCAGCUAAACCAGGAUGAUUGUCUCCACUCGAUAGGUUUGGUACCAGCUGGGGACACAGGAAAAGACAGAUUUAUCUCUUCAAAGCAAAAAGCAAUAGAUCUUUUCAUCCCAUUCAGCCUCCUGGGGAACCAAGUGUAGAAAGAAGAUGCUGGUUGCUCAGUCAGGCAGUGCCACAAUUCCCUGUUCCUUUUGCACAUGUUGGUGGGACUGUGCUGUCCCAGAGCAUUCCCGAGCUUCUGCCACAGGAUGCUCCGGGCUGGCAGCAAAGUGCAGCUGAAGGGAAAGGCAGAGCAACCCCUGCACGUGCCACAGCACACUGCUCUGCCUCCUGGGCUUUCAUCACUCCCACUUCUUCAUCUCUUGGCAGGAUCUUUGCUUCGUUUGGAUCUAACCCCAAAUGCUCUGGAUUCCAGCAGAAUUGCUGCUCUUCAGUAGAAUUGAUGCUAUUCAGCAUAAUCCCUGCAGGGUCCUUUGCACAGGCCAGAUCAAAUCAAUACUUCAGAAAUACCAGUGCAAAGCUUUUUUUCUUUACACUUAACACAGUGAUAGAGUGUUUUAAAGACCAUGGAAUUAAUUGUAUUUAAGGAACUAUGAAGACUUGUAUGUAUUAAAGUAAUUGUAUAUUUUGAAGUGUUUGGUGUCCACAAAGUGAUGGGAUUUUUAUAUAAUAUGGUGGAAGACAGAGAAACUUCAUUUGGUAUCUAGGUUUUGGCUCUGGGUAACAGUAAAGACAAGGAAGACAUCACUGAAGAUUGCCCCUUUGUCAUUCUUUGCUACAGAAAUAUGGUGAAUUUUUAUUUGGAUAAAGACAAAUAACACAAGUGAUUUCCUGGCAGUCUGAGCAGCCUUUGGAUGACCUCUUGGUUAAUCAGCCAUCAUUGCAUGAUUCUGCUCCUCAGAACUACAGAAUUUUGAAAAUCUAACCCACAGUUUCCCAGGGAUAUUCACUGUAUGUCCUCAGCAACCUGAUUUCAUCCUGGUCUGAAGGAGGAUAUUGUGGAGGGAAGAGCUCAAAUGUUCACAUAAAGUUUGACAGCUACUGUUGACUCCUGUAAUUUUGUAGAAUUUCAAAGAAAAAUUGUCUUAUACUGUGAACAGUUGAUAAAAGUGUAAUGUUUAGCUAACAUUAAAUGCCAGCUCAGAUUGGUAGCUAUUGCAUUCACAAUUUUAAAGAAGAAAAUGACUUGUCUUCAGUUUUCAGGGGAGCUCUGUCCAUGAGCUGUUGUUUGGGGACACUCAGACAAAAGCAGUAGCUUACAUUGUUCUGGGCAUUGUCAUGCUUUAGAGAUGUGAGCACACCCUUUCCCCCAGUGAUUGACUAUACAUUUGAAAUACUUCUGGUCAGUGGUGACACUCCAAAUAAAUCUCUGGCUCACAGCAAAUGUACAGCACAACACAGCUCUGUUUCAGGGGAUCUUGAGACAUCCCAGCUUACCCUGUCAGGUAAAAUACAUAGUUAAAGCUUAUUUUGGUGGACUUUGGUUAGAUAUACAGAUAAAAUAAAAUAAUAUAAAAUAAAAUAAAAUAAAA
Poecile atricapillus (Black-capped chickadee) is the source of this 4919-nucleotide messenger RNA. It is a transcript of the gene SLC5A1, whose product is annotated as solute carrier family 5 member 1. Gene Ontology annotation, biological process: sodium ion transport; transmembrane transport. Gene Ontology annotation, cellular component: plasma membrane. NCBI's taxonomy places the organism in Eukaryota, Metazoa, Chordata, Aves, Passeriformes, Paridae. Gene Ontology annotation, molecular function: D-glucose:sodium symporter activity. The record is from RefSeq and is a predicted model, not a curated record. The transcript is spliced from 15 exons. The coding region runs from base 272 to 2215 and encodes 647 amino acids.